This is a messenger RNA of Mesorhabditis belari, 213 nucleotides long. The record is from the annotation of a GenBank genome assembly. NCBI's taxonomy places the organism in Eukaryota, Metazoa, Nematoda, Chromadorea, Rhabditida, Rhabditidae.
AUGCAUUAUCCAGAAGAAUUUAAACAAUAUGCUCAUCCUCAUUCCGGCACACGAAUCAUUGUUGGAUAUGCUGGCAGAUACGCACCUCAGGAAUGGCCAAAAUGGUAUUCGCGAACAAUGAUGAAAUGGGGCGGUGAGUCUCGUUUCACUCCCUACAGUCCAAAUGAUGCCCGAUAUGAUGGAUUUGUGAAGGAAUUUUCCCGUCAACGCCGC